Megalops cyprinoides (Indo-Pacific tarpon) is the source of this 3288-nucleotide messenger RNA. Its product is annotated as sterile alpha motif domain-containing protein 12-like. Gene Ontology annotation, biological process: cell surface receptor protein tyrosine kinase signaling pathway. The coding region runs from base 575 to 1111 and encodes 178 amino acids. The transcript has 5 exons. Gene Ontology annotation, molecular function: protein binding. The record is from RefSeq and is a predicted model, not a curated record. NCBI's taxonomy places the organism in Eukaryota, Metazoa, Chordata, Actinopteri, Elopiformes, Megalopidae. Gene Ontology annotation, cellular component: cytoplasmic side of plasma membrane.
UCUCAGAAGGAAGGGUAUGGUUUCGUUUUAAAAUAUUAAUAAUAAAUUCAGACAGACUGGUAUUAGCGUUUCAAACGGAAAUUUGCAGGUUAACAAUACUACCACAGGUCGUCUUUUCACUCAUGCACCUGUCAAAAUAGGAGGCGCAUGGAAGAAGGAGAGAGAAAGAGAGAGCGCUCUGUCCGCACCUUGUGUUGGUACUCAGCGUGUACUUGCAACGCGUGAUUCUGUCGUGGCAAGGAGAUAGGUCAGCUUCAGAAAGCAUGUUAUGUUAUUUUAACGGUACAUUUGUGGAAAUUUUUAGUUAAAUCGAAAAGCAAUUUGCCGUUCCUGCAAAUUUUGCAUACGUUGUGAUACUGUAGCUGCUCCCCUAAGGAAAUGAUCCGUACCCUAAAUUAAUGGGCGCACUUGCCGGAGUUCCACGUGAGAAAGCUAGCCGCAGCAACAAAUCUUAUUGCCGAUUAUCGAUUCAUAUUGUGAGUUGCCCUUUACAAGAGUGCUUUGCAUAAACUGUAAAUAUACAAUAAAAGGAAGAGACUUUCUCGUGGCGUGUUCGUGAAUAAACUGGUACGGGAUGCUUGGGCAGUCUCACCACCUCAUCGGGGGGAUCUUGUGGAUUCAAAAUCCAAUGAGAGCCGUCCACUGCAACCUGAGUCAGAAUGGUUUAGAUCACCGGGCAUGCACAGAGGAGGGUACUUCACCCCUGGAUGAGCUGCCCGUUGACCAUGGGGUGAGCGUGGAUGACGAUAGCCCCAUCUACCGGGACCAGAGAGAGAGGCACACCUAUCAGCAGGCAUCAGAUGCAGAUGCCACACAGCCAGGGAGUUUGAAGCUGACCAAGCCAGUGGCUCUGUGGACCCAGCAGGAUGUCUGUAAGUGGCUGAAGAAACACUGUCCCAGCCAGUACCAGAUCUACAGUGACUCCUUCAAACAGCAUGACAUCACAGGCCGGGCUCUGAUGAGACUGACGGACAGGAAGCUGGAGCGGAUGGGAAUCAUGCAGGAGAGCCAGCGGCAGCACGUCUUGCAGCAGGUCCUGCAGCUGAGGGUGCGGGAGGAGGUGCGCAACCUGCAGCUGCUCACGCAAGGUUCCCUGGAGAGUUCACCUUAGCCGGAAUAUUCCAGGAAACUGAAUCGGCUUCCACAGCUGUGUCUCUCCACCCCAAAUUAGUCCGGGACUAUCCUUAAAACCCCCACUCCUCCCAUCCCUGCUCUUCCUUCUGCAGGCUGAGUGCUCCACCAAACACACACACACUCAACCACAUGGACCAAACACACAACUAACCUCACCUCAUGACUCCACACCAAGAAAAUGGCAGCAAAAAACACAAUAAUUAAUAUAAAAAUAGCAUAUGCUAGGACACUGUUAACACUUUGAAAGUAGCACAUUAAAUGUCUAGCAUCCAGUUACUGUAUAUAAAUAGCCAAGUAUCACUAAUCAGCAGGUAUGCAGGUGAACAGAUGUGCACUUCUUUCAGUUGGUGUGCCAGGUCAACAGGUGAACAGGUGAGGUAAAGUUAUUAGUCAGUCACAUAUUGGGUUGAAUUGCCUUUAUUUCAGAUGUCUCCCCUGACCAGUCUACAACAAAGGAAUUUUCAAAAUGAAAUCAAGUAGAUACUGCAUUUUGCACUUUGACGUUUUCUUUUUGUUUUGUUUUUGUAUUUUGAAAUGUAUGUAAUGAUAUACACUUUCGUUUCUAUGUUUUUGGUCUUUUUGCUUUUUAUUAUUUUUUUUAGGUUAUCUUUGAUGUCUGUUGACUCUGUGUAUAGAGUGUAUAAGAAAAGUUCACUGUGACUUGGACCAGAUGUCUUAAAUGACCUCAAACCCAAACUGAGAGUAGCAUCCCCACCUACUGCCACAGUGUUCUGUGUGACUGCCAGAAGUGUGUGCACAGAAUGCCGUGGAAAUCCCAUCUGCUGCUUCUCUUCCAGGAAAUAAAAGGAAAGCAAAAACAGAAAUAUAGAUCAAACAAGCUUCCUCUUUCUCUUUCGUCUUUAAUACUUGUGACUAACUGAUCUGAAUCAGUCAUAGUUUUGCUGUGAAGAGCAAAGUCUUUUGAUUAGAUCAAACCAGUCAGUGACUGACAGCACACAGUAGCUCCACCCAUUAUGGGGUUCUUGAAGCCUCACUCUGCCAUCCACAAUAAUCUAGACACUGGACUGAAAGAAUAUCUUCAAUUGAUGGAGAGGUAUAAAAUGAUUUAUUCCACUUUUUAAAAAGCUUUUUUUUUUAAAAAAAAAAAAACUUUCAUAAGGCUUUUAGCUGUGGAUAAGAGGGGCAUUUUUAUUUAAAGCACAUGGAAUCACGUGGAUACAUAAUCAUGACCUUACUGUUCUACCCCAUGUCUUAACCCCAAUUGGAGCAACCUGCGACUAUUGCCGAGGUGAAUGCAGAUAGUGUUGCGUAUAUAAUUUUAUGUAUUAAUGUCAAAGUGAUCUGUACUGACACAAAUAUCAUGGGGUUUUUGGUGAAGAUAGACAGGGGCAGGUGAAGAGAAGAAAUGGUCUUGCAGGCCUGUACCUGUGUAAUUGCAUAUGCAUGUACGGGAUGUGUGUGUGUGUGGGCCUUGUAUGUAUUGUAUGUGGAGAGUAGAUAUACAUGAAAUUGCGUUUAAAUGUUCAAGGUUUUCCAUGCAGUAUGUACACUACCAAAACUGUGUGCAGGACUCGCAUUACAAUUGCAUAUGUGAUAACACAGGAGCCAGGGUAAUGUAACACGUGACUGGAAUGAUAUGAAAUGAGGUAGUGCUCCACAGGCACAUGGACGCACACUCUUCACAAAUGACAUAGCUGAUACAAGCUGUCUGUUCUCGUCAGAAUAUCAGUUAUUGCCAUCACACCAGAGAGAAUUUACCAUUAGCUAUUGGGUUUGAAAUGUAUGGAUUUUAAAUAUAUAUAUAUAUAUAUUUAUUUAUUUGGUAAAUGUCCUAAGAGAUGUGAUUACAGACAUGUCAAAAUGACUGAACAUAUCCAGGCUUUAAAUGAAAAUAUACUUUUUUUUUGCCAGGAGGGACCUGAUAACAUGUGUUCUGUGACUUUCUAAUGUUUUGUAUGACACGGGCAUGCACAUCAAUUCCUCUUCAGUCUGCACAAAUCUUCUCAUCCAUCUCUGUAAAGGGUGCCUAUUGAUGACUACUGCUACUCCAAAUCUGUGAAUAACCACAAUCAUUAACAAUACUGUAAUAAUAAUCUAAAUAAACUCUGUUAAAAUAGAGCUGUGUUUUGUGACUCAUGCAAAUUUACUUUUUUUGCUUCAGACAAGGUAAAUGUCAUGGUCUGUACACAGCAG